Molecule: messenger RNA, 3354 nt
Organism: Scophthalmus maximus (turbot)
Lineage: Eukaryota; Metazoa; Chordata; Actinopteri; Pleuronectiformes; Scophthalmidae
Gene: serbp1b
Product: SERPINE1 mRNA binding protein 1b
Exons: 9
Coding region: 209-1447 (412 amino acids)
Cellular component (GO): cytoplasm; nucleus
Molecular function (GO): mRNA 3'-UTR binding
Source: RefSeq, a predicted model, not a curated record
CAUGAGAGCACAUUGUUACAUAAUGUAAACAACAACAUUGCAGCCCGUCGCGAGCUCACAUUGGUGCGCGCCGCGCGGUGUCCCGGAUGGUGCUCGCACCGGAAGAGAAGGGGCAGCUCUCCCAGCCAUCUUGUGUGGCGGCAUCCAGCGAAUUGUUCGCAUCAAGCCUCGUAGAAUCGGAGGUGAAUCCCGCUGAAGGGGCGCCAUCAUGCCCGGACACCUGCAAGAAGGCUUCGGCUGCGUCGUGACCAACCGGUUCGACCAGUUAUUGGACGACGAGUCGGACCCGUUCGAGAUCCUGAAGGCGGCCGAGAACAAGAAGAAGGAGGGGGCCGCCGCUGGCUCCGCCAAGACCGCGGCGCAAGCCGCCAAGCAGCCGAGGAAGGAGUCGCAGAAGGACCGGAAGAACCCGCUGCUGGACAAGAAGGAGGAGAGCCAGCCGCCCGUCCCCCUGAAGAAAGAGGGAAUCAGGCGAGUGGGCCGGAGACCGGACCAGCAGCAGGGCCAGCCGGGCUCCCAGCACCCGGGCGGACAGGGCGAAGGGCGACCCGGAGACAAGAGGCCGGACCGGAGGCCUCCCCGGGAGCGCCGCUUCGAGAAGCCCGCCGAGGAGAAGCCCGAGGGAGGCGGAGGCGGAGAGUUCUCCGUUGACAAGCCAGCUGGAGACAGGCCCCCGAGAGGGCGUGGUGGUGGACGGGGCGGGCGUGGUGGAAGAGGACGGGGCAUGGGCCGAGGCGGCGACGGCUUUGACUCCCGCGGCAAACGAGACUUCGAGAGACACAGCAGCAGUGACAAAUCCAAUCAGAAAAACGAAGAGAAGCGCAGCGGCACUGGCCCACACAACUGGGGCAACGUGAAGGAGGAAGUGAGUGAGGCUGAACCGACUGCUGCCCCCGAGACGACCCCCGAGGGAGAGGAGAAUGCACCUGCUGACUCUGAGAACAAGCUCUCCAGGGAGAACGAGGUGGAAGAGGUGAAAAACGAAGGCCCCAAAGAAAUGACCCUGGACGAGUGGAAGGCCAUGCAGGACAAGGAGCGCACCAAGGUGGAGUUCAACAUCCGCAAGCCCAAUGAGGGAGCCGACAGCCAGUGGAAGAAGGGAUACGUGCUGCACAAGUCCAAGAGUGAAGAUAGGCCUGUCGGUGCUUUGAUUGACGUUCCAGAGGUUGAAGCAGAGUCUCCAACACUGUACAACAAGCCGGGCCCUGUUGACGAGUCCAGCGACCACCAUUUCCGCAAACCAGCCAACGACAUCACAUCUCAGCUGGAGAUCAACUUUGGAGACCUGGGCCGCCCGGGCCGCGGGCGCGGUGGAGCGCGCGGAGGCAGGGGAGGCCGCGGCGGGGGAGGCACCAGGACGACACGCGGGGGAGGACGGUCCGAAAAGGCCAGUGGAGUCUCAGUCCCCAACGUGGACGAUCCCGAGGCCUUCCCAGCCCUGGCCUAGACGCUCCUUUUCCACCACCAGCCCACCCGUCAGCCCUUCCGGGGGGCCCCUCCUCUACGAGGCUUGCAUGCUUACCACAUCUUCCAAGUAUAUAAGAAAACAGAGAAGAAAGAAAAAAGAUUUUAAAGACGAAAAAAAAGACUCAUCCCAUACAUCCACACCACCAGAGGACUAAAAAUGUUACCUGUUUUAAAGGAGAACAAAAAGACAAAAAAAAAGCGGAAAAAGGACCUCUUGUUACACUGAAGUUUUGUAUUUAGAAACAUGGAAGCAGGGAUGUUUUCAUACUUUAUUUUUUCUUUUUUUCCAGAGAUUAUGCAUACGUCAUUGAUAUUUUCUUUUGUGCUGCUUGAAUUUAUUCAUUUCUGCUAUUAGGUUGAAGUGUGUUUCUCUUCCCCCUGAAGCUUUUGUGCUUCCCCCUCGCCACCCCCCUCUCUUCAGCUCAGUAUUACAGGGUCAUCUUAAAAAAGACUUUCUACUGGAGUUUAUUUUUUUUCCAGUAACACACACUGAUGUGGUAGCAAUUCACUACAUAGGAAACUUGUACUAGAUAUCUGAAUUAUGGCUUAACAUGCUUUGAAAGUGGAAUUACUCUGUUCCUGACUACCCAUCCCCUUUGCAAGGCACAAAUCCAGGAUGGGUAAUCAGGUGAAGAGACUUCCUACUAAAGCUUGGUAUUUUUUCAGCUUGUUGUGCAGUGGAAGUAAAUGCCUUUUUCCUAUUUUAUUUAAAUUUUUUGAUAGCUUGCCUUUUUUGUGGACCAGUGGUUAGUAAUGCUUUGUAUCCCCUGAUCCAGAUGUGUGCUACCUGUGUUUUCAAGGUGUCCCGGGGCCCAAUGUAUAUCUUUAGGCUGGUCCUUUUAGGUCAUACAGACUGUACUACUUGUAACUUCAGGACCACUAAGCAAAUAUUGUAUUUUAUUGUUAAGGGUGGGUGUGUGUGUGUGUGUGUGUGUGUGUGUGUGUGUGUGUGUGUGUGUGUGUGUGUGUGUGUGUGUGUGUGUGUGUGUGUGUGUGUGUGUGUGUGUGUGUGUGUGUGUGUGUGUGUGUGUGUGUGUGUGUGUGUGUGUGUGUGUGUGUGUGUGUGUGUGUGUGUGUGUGUGUGCGCGCGCGCGCAGAAAAGUGUGAGGCUGAAUGUGAAUUUGACAGCUGUUAACUUAGAAUUUAAGUAUUCCUGCAUUGAACUUGCCGUUCUCAGACAGUCGACUGCAAGUUCUGGCCUGAAGUAGCUCAUACAGACUUCUGCGACGCGAUCGUCGAAAUCUUGACGAGAACGACAGAUAGGCCGAGCACAUAUCUAGCUCUUAGAGUACCUGUAAUAUCUUUCAGAUCUCCAAGCACUUGGGUUUUAUCAGCACCAGCCCUCCGAAGAUUGUUUUCUCCUUUUCCUCUCUGUGAACCAUAAUUGCUGGUUUUUAUUUUAUUCAUGUUUUGUUUUGAUCUUUUUUCUUUCUUUUUUUGUAUUUAUCAGUGCAGCAGCACCAAUGCAUAAUUUGUCUGAAAGAAAUGCCCGCUGUCAUUGUGGAACAAUCAAGAGCUACAGAAUGUAAUGUAAGGUAAUGUUGCUGUUAGCCCCCUGUGUCAGUAUUUCCAGUGAGCUUUCUUUUCUUAAAUGAAGUGGGUACAUUUCACAUUGGGGAGGGAGGGAGGGGCGGGUGUAUACUGAAGUUAUUGGGGGAAUGAAUUAAAGCUUUACAUGCUGUGCGCUGAGAAGACUUGCUGUUGAUGCACUGAUACAGACGGCUGGAGCAGUUUUUUCUUGUAGGACUGUUUGAGCCACAUGACGGUGAAACUUUUCUCUGCAAACAUCCCUGUUCUAAUAAAUUGCUUUAGAGGUGUUAAAUGUACUCUGCCAGUGGCUGCUGGGGUGUUUAAAAUCCAUACUGUGAUUUUAAAGGUGUAAACAAA